AUGACAGGAGCAAAGAGGAAAAAGAAAAGCAUGCUCUGGAGCAAGAUGCAUACCCCCCAUUGUGAAGACAUUAAACAGUGGUGCAGAAGGCGGCUACCUAUUCUGGAAUGGGCACCACAGUAUAAUCUGAAAGAAAACUUGCUUCCAGACACCGUGUCUGGGAUAAUGUUGGCAGUUCAACAGGUGACACAAGGGUUGGCCUUUGCUAUUCUCUCAUCUGUGCACCCAGUGUUUGGUUUAUAUGGGUCUCUGUUUCCUGCCAUCAUUUAUGCCAUAUUUGGAAUGGGACGUCAUGUUGCCACAGGCACCUUUGCCUUGACAUCCUUAAUAUCAGCCAAUGCUGUGGAACGGCUUGUCCCUCAGAGCAGCCAGAACCUCACCGUACAGACGAACACAAGUGUGCUGGGUUUAUCCGACUUUGAGAUGCAAAGGAUCAGCGUGGCUGCAGCAGUUUCCUUCUUGGGAGGUGUGAUUCAGGUGGCCAUGUUUGUGCUCCAACUGGGCAGUGCCACAUUCCUGCUUACGGAGCCUGUGAUCAGUGCGAUGACAACUGGGGCUGCCACCCAUGUCGUGACUUCACAAGUCAAGUAUCUCUUGGGAAUGAAAGUGCCAUAUAUAUCUGGACCACUUGGAUUCUUUUAUAUUUAUGUAUAUGUGUUUGAAAACAUCAAGUCUGUCCGACUGGAAGCUCUGCUCUUAUCCUUGCUGAGCAUUGUGGUCCUUGUUCUUGUUAAAGAGCUGAAUGAACAGUUUAAAAGGAAAAUUAAAGUUGUUCUUCCUGUCGAUUUAGUUUUGAUUAUUGCUGCAUCAUUUGCUUGUUAUUGUACCAAUAUGGAAAACGCAUAUGGAUUAGAAGUAGUUGGUCAUAUUCCAAAAGGAAUUCCUCCACCUAGAGCUCCCCCAAUGAACAUACUCUCUGCAGUAAUCACCGAAGCUUUCGGAGUGGCCCUCGUAGGCUAUGUGGCCUCACUGGCUCUUGCUCAAGGAUCUGCCAAAAAAUUCAAAUAUUCAGUUGAUGACAACCAGGAAUUUUUGGCCCAUGGCCUCAGCAAUGUGAUUCCUUCAUUUUUCUUCUGCAUACCAAGUGCUGCUGCCAUGGGAAGGACUGCUGGCCUCUACAGCACGGGAGCAAAGACACAGGUGGCUUGUCUAAUAUCUUGCAUUUUCAUCCUUGUAGUCAUCUAUGCAAUAGCACCUUUGCUCUACUGGCUGCCCAUGUGUGUUCUUGCAAGCAUUAUUGUUGUGGGACUGAAGGGAAUGCUAAUACAAUUCCGGGAUUUAAAAAAGUACUGGAAUGUGGAUAAAAUUGAUUGGGGCAUAUGGGUCAGUACAUAUGUAUUUACAAUAUGCUUUGCUGCCAAUGUGGGGCUGCUGUUUGGUGUUGUCUGUACCAUAGCUAUAGUUAUAGGACGCUUCCCAAGAGCAAAGACUCUUAGUAUAACAAACAUGAAAGAAAUGGAAUUUAAAGUGAAGACAGAAAUGGAUGGUGAAACCCUCCAGCAGAUUAAAAUCAUCUCAAUAAACAACCCACUUGUAUUCCUGAAUGCGAAGAAAUUUUAUACUGAUCUAAUGAACAUAAUCCAAAAGGAAAAUGCCAGCAACCAGCCAUUUGAUGAUAUCAGCAAGUGUGAACAAAACACCUUGCUCAGUUCUCUAUCCAAUGGCAACUGCAAUGAAGAAGCUUCACAGCCCUGCCCUAAUGAGAAGAGUUCUUUAAUCCUGGAUUGCAGUGGAUUGACCUUUUUUGACUAUUCUGGAAUCUCCAUGCUUGUUGAGGUUUACAUGGACUGUAAGGAUGUGGACGUAUUGUUAGCCCAUUGCACAGCUUCCUUGAUAAAAGCAAUGAAGUACUAUGGAAACCUAGAUUCAGAGAAACCAGUUUUUUUUGAAUCAGUAUCUGCUGCAAUAAGUAACAUCCAUUCAAAUAAGAAUUUGAGCAAACUCAGCGACCACAGUGAAGUCUGAAACCCUUUUGUUGUAGUAUGGCUCUUGUCUUUUGCAACUGCCCUGAAGAGGCCAUAUGCUGGUAUUUUGCACAACCUUUUUGUUCUUUUGAUCCUACAGAUGACCUCUGUUAUAAUAAGUAUGAUGUGACUUAGUAACUGCCUAGCCACCGGUUAAGAUUUGCUGACAAAUUUUUCUAAUCUUUACGUUAGUAAGCAGUUUCAUGUAGUUAUUUUAUAUAAAUAUCAGUAUGCAUUUAGUUUUAGUGUACUGAAGGGUAAACGUGAUUUUUAUUUCCUUUUACUGCAGUAUUUUGUGUAGUUUUAUUUCUUUUUUGCUGUAAGUUAAUUUGUGAAACUGAGAAACACUUUUGUCAUAAAAGAUUUUGAACAUUUAUAAGCCAUUUAUAAAAUUUCAGGCUCACUGUAACCAAUACAUAAAAACAACUUAACAAAUGUGCCAUUUUUCCAUAUCCAAUUUCCCAAAAAGCCACUUUAACAUCAAGAAGGCUAAAUAUUACUUUAUAUAAUGAGAUAUGAAAUUCACAGAAAACAAACCAAACAUAAACAAAUGACAAACUAGAAAUUAUUGAUCUUCAUACACUUUCAUACAUUCAUUCCUGAAGUAUUCGUGAAUGUUUUCAUAUUCAGAAUAAAACUGGCAUCCCAAUAAAA
Galeopterus variegatus (Sunda flying lemur) is the source of this 2618-nucleotide messenger RNA. RefSeq names its product solute carrier family 26 (anion exchanger), member 7 (gene SLC26A7). The record is from RefSeq and is a predicted model, not a curated record. Gene Ontology annotation, cellular component: membrane. Lineage: Eukaryota; Metazoa; Chordata; Mammalia; Dermoptera; Cynocephalidae. The transcript has 18 exons. Gene Ontology annotation, molecular function: bicarbonate transmembrane transporter activity; oxalate transmembrane transporter activity; sulfate transmembrane transporter activity. Gene Ontology annotation, biological process: transmembrane transport. Bases 1 to 1965 code for a protein of 654 amino acids.